GUGAGCAAGAUCCACCUUGUUAAGAAGGUGGAUCUGUGAUAAUCUUUACACACUAGUCUCUUGCCCAUCUUUGGACAUUUACUAUUCACCUGGCUUUGGGCUGCUUUCAUCACAACUCUUAGAACACUGCCUAGACCUAUGUGUGCACAAUUGGAACUCUGAGGCCCUCCAUGAUGAGAGAUUUUAGGACACUUCCCUCUCCUCUCUGUAAUUGAUAGUCUGGGUUGUGAAGAGAUGGCUGACAGUGUCAAAACCUUUCUCCAGGACCUUGGCAGGGGAAUCAAAGACUCCAUCUGGGGCAUUUGUACGAUCUCAAAGCUAGAUGCUCGAAUCCAGCAGAAGAGAGAGGAACAGCGUCGAAGAAGGGCAAGUAGUGUCCUGGCCCAGAGGAGAGCCCAGAGUAGAGAGAGGCAGCAAGAGAGUGAGCCACGUAUUGUUAGCAGAAUUUUCCAGUGUUGUGCUUGGAAUGGUGGAGUAUUCUGGUUCAGUCUCCUCUUGUUUUAUCGAGUCUUUAUUCCUGUGCUUCAGUCAGUAACAGCCCGAAUUAUUGGUGAUCCAUCACUGCACGGAGAUGUUUGGUCAUGGUUGGAAUUCUUCCUCACAUCAAUUUUCAGUGCUCUUUGGGUGCUCCCCCUGUUUGUGCUUAGCAAAGUUGUGAAUGCCAUUUGGUUUCAAGAUAUAGCUGACCUGGCAUUUGAGGUAUCAGGGAGGAAGCCUCAUCCAUUCCCCAGUGUCAGCAAAAUAAUUGCUGACAUGCUCUUCAACCUAUUGCUACAGGCUCUUUUCCUUAUUCAGGGGAUGUUUGUGAGUCUCUUUCCCAUCCAUCUUGUUGGUCAGCUGGUUAGUCUGCUGCAUAUGUCACUUCUCUACUCACUGUACUGCUUUGAGUAUCGUUGGUUCAAUAAAGGAAUUGAGAUGCACCAGCGAUUGUCAAACAUAGAAAGGAAUUGGCCUUACUACUUUGGAUUUGGCUUGCCAUUGGCUUUUCUCACAGCAAUGCAGUCCUCCUACAUUAUCAGUGGCUGUCUCUUUUCUAUCCUCUUUCCUUUAUUCAUCAUCAGCGCCAAUGAAGCAAAGACUCCUGGAAAAGCAUACCUUUUUCAGCUGCGCCUCUUCUCCUUGGUGGUCUUCUUAAGCAACAGACUCUUCCACAAGACAGUCUAUCUGCAGUCAGCCCUGAGCAGCUCAACCUCUGCAGAGAAGUUCCCUUCACCGCAUCCGUCUCCUGCCAAACUGAGGGCUGCUACAGGCCACUGAGUUCUUUGCUGUCCAAAGGGGAUGGGUGGGAUUAGCUGGAGGAUGUGGCAGCUCUUUUCUCUGUUCUCCCCUGCCAGGGAAAGCAGGACCCACUGCCAAGGGCCCUCUGAUACUUCCUUCACAUUGAGGAAUUGGAAUUUUUGUCUCUGGUGCACGUAGUAAGGCAGAAUCUUCCUAACACCAGUAUGUGACUUUUUACCACCACCACCAUUGGUCUGAAAGGACCGCAGGUUUUCCAGCUGUUUUCUAGCAUUUGCCAGCUCCUGUGCCUGGACUGAUUUGAGUACUUUUUUUCCUUCCCUGUGCCAUUUACCCUUCUACUUCUCCUUCCUGCCUUCCAGCACCCCUGGAUGAAUGGGUUUUGUAAUUCUAACUGUUGUAUUUUGUGAAUUUGUUGUUUUUCUGUGAAGCACAUACAUUGAAUGUGGGAGGUAAAGGAGCAACCCAAUUGCUCUGGUUCACUCCCUUUAUAGCCAUCACUGUCUUGUUUUCUUGUAACUCAGGUUAGGUUUUGGUCUCUCUUGCUCUGCUGCAAAAAAGGAGGGGGGAAAAAAAAACAAAACAGAAGAGAUGGGACAGGAUAGACCUCACAGCCAGACUGGCUGGGUUUUGAAGAGUAAUUUUCUUCUUUCCCCUUGAAGGGGAAAAAGCUUUUUUUCACUGGUACAUUUAAAGUUCUCCAACUAUGGAGAGGUACCAAUUCUGGACAAGUGCCACUGCAAUACAGAAUGCUCAAGAGAAUCUGAACUUUCCAACUGUGGAAGAUGAGAAUUCACUGUUGGUCCCUGCUGGGUCUGAUUGGUAUUUCAAAGGAAUAUUGGGUGCUGCAAAUAGGAACUGAAGGGUAAACUUAUUAAACCUGUGAGUGAUGAUGUUUUCCAGGCAUUUUAAGAGACUAAAUGUGGGGUGGGAGGACAAAUGUCAAAACUUGUACAAUUUUGAAAUAUCACAAUUAAACAUGAGCUGGUUUCCCAUAAA
Molecule: messenger RNA, 2235 nt
Organism: Nannospalax galili (Upper Galilee mountains blind mole rat)
Lineage: Eukaryota; Metazoa; Chordata; Mammalia; Rodentia; Spalacidae
Gene: Ei24
Product: EI24 autophagy associated transmembrane protein
Exons: 11
Coding region: 235-1257 (340 amino acids)
Biological process (GO): macroautophagy
Cellular component (GO): endoplasmic reticulum
Source: RefSeq, a predicted model, not a curated record